GGCUUGAUGGUCCCCACCUGUGAAGAUGAUUUCAUGGAGGAGGCUCUGUUGGCACUAUCAUAUGUGGACCCUGGGCUGCUACCUGCUGCUGGCUGUCAUUGCCCUGAAACUGUCCCUCAGAUUGAAGUGUGAUUUCGAUGUCAUGGACCUGGAAUCAAAGGAAUUUCAAAGCCGGUACUGCAGGGAUUUCCUGUACAAGACCCUGAAGCUGCCAGCAAAGAGUUCCAUCAACUGUUCAGGGGUCAUUCGAGGGGAGCAGAAAGCAGUGACCCAGGCUCUGUUGAAUAACCUGGAAAUUAAGAAGAAGCGGCAGCUCUUCACAGAGGCAGACUACCUUAGUAUGACAGCAGACUGUGAGCACUUCAAGACCAAGAGGAAGUUUAUACAGGUCCCACUGAGCAUAGAAGAGGCCAACUUCCCCAUUGCAUACUCCAUGGUGGUUCAUGAGAAGAUUGAGAAUUUUGAAAGGUUGCUGCGAGCUGUGUACACCCCUCAGAACAUAUACUGUGUCCAUGUGGAUCAGAAGUCUUCAGAAACGUUUAAGCAGGCAGUCAGGGCCAUUGUGUCAUGCUUCCCAAAUGUCUUCAUAGCUAGUAAAUUGGUGUCAGUGGUCUAUGCUUCCUGGUCCAGGGUACAGGCUGACCUAAACUGCAUGGAAGACUUGCUCCAGAGCCCUGUGCCAUGGAAAUACCUCCUGAACACUUGUGGGACAGACUUUCCCAUCAAAACCAAUGCUGAGAUGGUCAAGGCUCUCAAGCUAUUGAAAGGGCAGAACAGUAUGGAGUCAGAGGUACCACCUCCACAUAAAACAUCCCGUUGGAAAUAUCACUAUGAGGUGGCAGACACAUUGUACCUAACCAACAAGAGGAAGACUCCGCCUCCUAAUAACAUAACCAUGUUCACUGGGAAUGCAUACAUGGUGGCUUCUCGAGACUUCAUUGAACACGUGUUAAGUAACUCAAAAGCCCGACAACUGAUCGAAUGGGUGAAAGACACUUAUAGUCCUGAUGAACACCUUUGGGCUACCCUUCAGCGUACCCCCUGGAUGCCUGGAUCAGAUCCCUUGCACCGCAAAUUUGACCUAUCAGACAUGAGAUCUAUUGCAAGACUAACCAAGUGGCAGGACCAUGAGGGAGACAUUGAGAAUGGCGCGCCUUAUACAUCUUGCUCAGGAAUCCACCAGCGGGCUGUCUGUGUUUAUGGGUCGGGGGACCUGCACUGGAUACUUCAGAACCAUCACCUCUUGGCCAAUAAGUUUGACCCAAAGGUGGAUGAUAAUGUUCUUCAGUGUUUAGAAGAAUAUUUACGUCACAAAGCCAUCUAUGGGACUGAACUAUGA
This is a messenger RNA of Apodemus sylvaticus (European woodmouse), 1339 nucleotides long. RefSeq names its product glucosaminyl (N-acetyl) transferase 3, mucin type (gene Gcnt3). The record is from RefSeq and is a predicted model, not a curated record. Bases 26 to 1339 code for a protein of 437 amino acids. The transcript has a single exon. Gene Ontology annotation, cellular component: membrane. Lineage: Eukaryota; Metazoa; Chordata; Mammalia; Rodentia; Muridae. Gene Ontology annotation, molecular function: acetylglucosaminyltransferase activity.